AUUGUUCAUGUUAAUUUAACAGAUUUCCACAAAAGUUAACAGAAAAUAUCGAUAUGAAGUUUUCAGUUAGAAAAAUAUGAAUCGGUGCAACGCUAUACAUAAAUAAGAACAAAACAGAAUUGUUUAAUCUGACAUAUUGACCCAUAUAGCAACACGUACCUUGGAAACCAAGAAAACAAUGAAAUUAGGUCAAAAUGCACGCAACCGUUAUUACGAAGUUCAAGUAUUGUAUUAAAGAAGACGAGAAAUAUGUUUCUGGAUACACCACAAAAGCCACCUCGAACCCUGCGAUAUGUGGAAAAAGCAUUCGACUUGGUCAAAUCGAAAAAACAUGUUCGAGAUGUAGUGAUCCUCAACGAGUCGGGACAUCCGGUGAUGAGUACGAUUCACCGAGACGAUGCUGUCCAAUUUUCCGGACCUUUUCAGGCUAUUCGAGGAAGACUGGAACGCGGUAUGAGUAAAAUAGAUCCCACGGACGAACUACUAAUGCUGAGAAUACGCACAAGAACCAACGAGGUGCUCCUGGUGCCAGACUCCAAGAUAACACUACUCGUAGUACAGAACGCGCACGAUUGCUUCGAAAAAUGAUGCAAUAUUUUUGGCUAUGUAUUGUUAAUAAGAUCCAAUCCACAUAGCUGGUCACGUCGGUAUACAAUCCUGCUCCUUUGCAUUCUGCACCCCCAAAGCUUAAGAUUCCUAACUGCACCUCAUAAAUCUGAUUUAAAGGAAACCUUAUUCGCGUGGUCAUUAUUAUAUAGAGAAGGCGAGAACACUAAUCAGUAAUCGCGACUACUAGAUACCCAUUCAUAGCUAGCAAACAGAGAUGCAGAUAUGCAACAUUUAGUCAGGGAAAUUAAUUAAUUAAUAACUUCAAAUUUCAACACAACAUGAGUAACGUAUUGGUUAGGUGGACAAAAUACUUUUGAAACUCAUAAACACUUAUGAAUGCUCGAUAUUCAGACGUACGGACAUACGAACACGUAUUGUCCUUAUACUUGUAAAUGGUACGGUUACAGGAUGAUGUUCAUAUACAUAUGUUAAAUAAAGACACUAACGUGUAU
Drosophila mauritiana is the source of this 1061-nucleotide messenger RNA. RefSeq names its product dynein light chain roadblock-type 2. Gene Ontology annotation, molecular function: dynein intermediate chain binding. Bases 250 to 588 code for a protein of 112 amino acids. The record is from RefSeq and is a predicted model, not a curated record. Gene Ontology annotation, biological process: microtubule-based movement. Gene Ontology annotation, cellular component: cytoplasmic dynein complex; cytoplasm; centrosome. The transcript has 3 exons. Lineage: Eukaryota; Metazoa; Arthropoda; Insecta; Diptera; Drosophilidae.